This is a messenger RNA of Boleophthalmus pectinirostris (great blue-spotted mudskipper), 1585 nucleotides long. RefSeq names its product YdjC chitooligosaccharide deacetylase homolog (gene ydjc). The record is from RefSeq and is a predicted model, not a curated record. The coding region runs from base 232 to 1155 and encodes 307 amino acids. Gene Ontology annotation, molecular function: deacetylase activity. NCBI's taxonomy places the organism in Eukaryota, Metazoa, Chordata, Actinopteri, Gobiiformes, Gobiidae. Gene Ontology annotation, biological process: carbohydrate metabolic process. The transcript is spliced from 7 exons.
UCAAUCCGAAUAAGAAACGGUUCAUAUACUUCCAUGAUCCAGGUUAGACUCAGGUCUGGUUCAGGCGUGAUCCAGGUCCAAACACAUCAGGACAGCGCCGGUGAUUGUCCGGACUGAGCCUGGUCAGAGCGCACGGACACGACGCGGAGACAUGGGGUCCGGGGAAAAGUUACAACAAGACUACAAGAGGCACCCUACUCCCACGUGAAAACACUACAGUGAGGAGCAGCAAUGCCUCAGUCCAGGAUGCAGUUGGUGGUGACGGGUGAUGACUUUGGGUACUGCCCACGGAGGAACCAGGGGCUGGUGGAGUGCUUUCUUUCCGGAGCCAUCACCACAGUGUCCCUGCUAGUCAACGGCUCUGCUGCUCAACAGGCUGCUGAGUUGGCCAAGAGACAUAGUAUCCCCAUCGGGCUCCACGCUAACCUGUCGGAGGGCGUGCCCGUGUGCCCCAGCCUGCUGCAGUCCUCUCUGGUGGACCACCGCGGGUUCUUCCACGGAAAGAUGGGCUUCCGACGCCGCCUGGAAAGAGGGCAACUGUGCCUCACACAGGUGGAGAUGGAGCUGCGUGCUCAGGUGAAGCGCUUCAUAGAACUGACCGGCCAUCGCCCACAGCACAUGGACGGACACCAACAUGUACACGUGCUGCCAGGGGUGCGGCUGGUCUUUGCUCAGGUCCUGUCUGACUUGAGCAUCCCGUUCACCAGAGUACCAGUGGAACCCGGUCUCCACAGCUGCCCAUGGCUCCAGGCUCCUCUGAGGACCUUCUACAGCCAGGUGGAGCAGGACGCCCUGGAUUCCAUUCCUGUGUUCAGAAAAUACUCCCUCAGGUGGCCUGAUGUGUACCUUGGACUGACCACAAUGGGCCAAAACAUGUCUGUGUCCAGCCUCCAGAGGGCGCUGUCCCACGCCCUGUCCACAGAGUCGUCUGACAGCACACCCAGGGAGCGCCCGCUGAGCGCCGAGCUGAUGGUGCACCCCGGGUAUCCCAGCCUACCCGAGGAGGGGGGCUGUGGGGAGGGGCCCGAUGACUUCUCCCAGUCCUCUGAGCGACAACACGAGCUCCAGGUGCUCACAGACCCUGCUCUGAGUGCUGUGUACCAGAGCCAGCGGGUCCAGCUCUGUACCUUCAAAGAGCUGCACACAAGCACAUGACACAUACACACAACUCGGGGAUGAAGAUAAGAUGAAACUCUCACUGUACUUCAAGGAGCGACUCAAGUUUUCAAGGAGAGGUAGAAGAAGUCAGCAACCACACCUAUGAGAGGCUUCAAACACUCCUGGUGAUGGUGCAAUGAUGUUGUAUUCAUCGAGGAGCCAAAAGAUUGUUUGUUCGAAAUCCACCUGGGCACUUUGCAGAGUUCUGUUUCAUCCCUGCUGACCACUCUGACAAUUCUCCAGGAUUCAUAGAACCGUAGUUACAUUUGUAACUUUUGUAAUGUGGCUGGUUUGGACGGGAAUGGCAUCCAGUGUAAAAAUCAAACCAAACAUCCAACCUUGUGACUGGCUGUAUUUGUCAAGCUCUGCUAAAAAAGGUUUGUUAAAAGUACUGGUAUUGAUAAAGUAAAAGUGCUUUUUCCUUGUA